UCUGCAUGCCAAGACCCAUGGAGCUGCCUGCCCUUCACAUUUUCUUUGUCGAACGACCAAUCUCGACAACCCGCUCUCCGCCGCGGCCCUUUCUUCCCACAACGUACCAGAGAGUCUGCGCUCCUAGGUCCGCGUCUUGCUCGUAUAUACAAAAUGGCGGACGACAGAGAAAGUUAUUCGCCCAACCUCAUUCGCAUGUGGCGCGCCUUCCGCACAUGCAAAGAGAUGUGCAAAGAUCGCGGCUAUGAGAUGCUGGAAGAGGACUAUCAAAUCACCCUUGCCGAGUUCGCUGCCAAAUGUGGGCGCGAGGACGGCGAUGUAGAUCGCUCCCGUAUGAACUUCUCCUGUGUUCCUUCUGAGGAAAUGCUCCGCAAAUACACGGCUCCCCCGACCGCGAAGAACCCCGACCCGCAACCCGAAAUCGGCAAAAUUUGGGUGGAAUUCAACGGCGAUGAGAAUGUGGGAUUGAAGCAACUUCGCGACUACAUGCAGCAUCUUGUCCAGGGCUCCUACUACAAUGGCGUUAUGGUCACCACGAAACCCAUGACCGGUAUGGCACUGCGACUCUUGCGCGGCGCUUCGGGCAUCAAAGAGGGACCUAUGGGCGGCGUGGAGGUCUUUGUCGAACAGGAGCUGCUGGUUAAUAUUACCAAGCAUGAACUGGUACCCACGCAUGUGCUGCUCAGCAAGGAGGAGAAGGAGCAGUUGUUGAAGCGCUACCGGUUGAAGGAGACGCAACUACCCAGAAUCCAGGUCACAGAUCCUGUAGCCAAAUACUACGGCUUGAGAAGGGGGCAGGUUGUCAAGAUCAUCAGGCAUUCCGAGACGGCUGGCAGGUACGCAAGUUACCGCUGGGCUAUAUGA
Periconia digitata is the source of this 864-nucleotide messenger RNA. Lineage: Eukaryota; Fungi; Ascomycota; Dothideomycetes; Pleosporales; Periconiaceae. The record is from the annotation of a GenBank genome assembly.